AUGCUUCUUUUCUGUCCGACUUGUGGGAAUGUUUUAAUUGUCGAAGAAGGCCAGAAGUGCCUGAGAUUUGCGUGUAACACUUGUCCUUAUAUUCACAACGUCACCAGGAAGGUAAACUACAGAAAAUAUCCCAAAUUGAAGGAAGUGGAUGAUGUUUUGGGUGGAGCUGCUGCUUGGGAAAAUGUGGACUCCACUGCAGAAACCUGUCCAAAGUGUGAGCACCCUCGGGCGUAUUUUAUGCAGAUUCAGACCAGAUCUGCUGAUGAACCCAUGACCACUUUCUACAAAUGCUGCAAUGCCCAAUGUGGACACAGAUGGAGAGAUUAA
Messenger RNA from Nerophis lumbriciformis (worm pipefish), 327 nucleotides. The record is from RefSeq and is a predicted model, not a curated record. Lineage: Eukaryota; Metazoa; Chordata; Actinopteri; Syngnathiformes; Syngnathidae.